Prorocentrum cordatum is the source of this 2572-nucleotide messenger RNA. NCBI's taxonomy places the organism in Eukaryota, Dinophyceae, Prorocentrales, Prorocentraceae. The record is from the annotation of a GenBank genome assembly.
AGCCAUUUUGGCUCAAGCUUUCCAGCGCGGGCCGCGCCUCGCCCCGCGGGCGACGCGCGCCCCCCCCCCUCCCAGCCUCGCAGGGCUGCUGCGAGGCCUGCCGAGCCGUGCGCCGCCGCUGUCCCGGCAUGGAGGUGGCCCCGCCAGCAGAAGAGGAGCCGCGGGCCGCCCUGGACGCCGCCGCGGCGGAGGGCGCGCCGCCGCCGGCCCCAGCUCCUCAAGUGGAGACGCCCGUGCCCGCGGCGGCCACCAUGAGCGCGGCUCCGCUGGCGCCGCUCAUCACCUCGGGCGACCCCAGGAAACCCCACAAGGACGAGCCCUCCGCGCCGGGCGAGGCUCGCCCGGGGCCCGUGGGCAACCCGCUGCUGCUGAAGCACGAGCGCUUCACGGGCACCAUCUGCAACCUCGUUGCCGCCACCGGCGGGGGCACGCUGAGGAGUCACAUGUUCGAGGGCGAGGUCUCCUUCUGGCCAGAGGGCGUCAUGCCAGAGUGCGAGCAGUACCUGUUCCGGGAGAGCGAGCAGGUGGAGUUCGACGUGCAAUCAGAUGAGCGCGGCAGGCCGCAGGCCGCCAUGAUGAAGCCGGUGGUGGGCAGGAAACCCGCCGAGUGCUUGGGCCAGCGCCACCGCGGCUACGUGCGCCGCUUCGCCGACCGCUGGGGUUUCCUCAACGCCGCCGCCUUCGACGGCGAUCUCUUCGUGCACCGCGACAACUUGCUGAUGGCCCACGACGCUGGCCAGGACGGGCAGCCGCAGCUCCGCGGGGGGCAGGCGUUGGAGUUCGAUGUGGCCGUAGACGACCGCGGCAGGGUGGUCGCGAAGCAGAUCACCACGAGCUCGCUGUUGCGGCCUAUCGACUGGCUGGGCCACAGGCUGCAGGGUUUCGUGCGGUCGUUCCAGGGCGCUUGGGGCUUCUUGAACUCCGACAAGUUCGCGGGCGACCUCUUCGUGCACCGCGACAACUUUGUGCCGCACUGCCAGGACAUGGAGCUCAGGAGCGGGACGCUCGUGGAGUUCGUCGUGGUGAAGGACAACCACAAGAAGGGGGGCAAGAACCGCCUUGUGGCGCGGCAGGUCGCAGUCGUGCAGGGUCAGGCAGCCGCCCAGGUCCAGGCGUAUGCGCAGCCGCAGCCGCAGCCAGGCAUCGACCCCUACGGUUUCCCGCAGAACGGCAUGCCCCCGUAUGGCUCUACGAUGGACCCGGCGGCGCCCACCUUCUCCCCGUGCUCGUCCUCGAUGUACUACCCGGGACAGGUCGGCUAUGGGCAGACGCCGUACCCAUACGCGGACUUGGCGCAGCACUAUGCGGCGCAGCCCCCUCCGCAGCCGCAGGCUCCACUUGCGCCGAUGCCGCAGAUGCCGCAGCCGGUUCCGCCGUACGGGCAGCAGAUGGUGAUGUCCGGGCAGCCGGCAUACGGGCAGGCCCCGAUGGUGCAGCCGCCCAUGCCACAGGUGCCGCAGCCCCAGUGCGGGCAGGUGCCGCCGGCCGCCCAGCCGCCGUACGGCCAAGUGCCUUAUGGGCAGCACGGCUGCGGCAUGCUGCCGUACGGUACCCAGCCUGGUGCGCCACCUCCGCAGCCGCUCGCGCCCGGCGUCCCGGGCGCGGCCGGGGCGGCCGCCAUGCCGCCGCAGCAGCAGCAGCAACCGGCCAUGCAGGCUGCCCAGGGAACCGUGCCAGUGGCGGGGCAGCCGGACGUCGCGGUUGCCGAGGCGUCCCCGGGCGCCGGAGAGCAGCCGCAGGUGCUGCUCCACAUCACCACGCACGACUGGGAGCCCGACCAGUCCGGGCAGCUCCGCGUCCAGAAGAGCACGCUCGUCAACGUCUCGCACCGCGCCGCGCACGGCUGGGUCUACGCCGCCACCGUCAAGUUCGGCGAGAAUGGCAACAACGAGCCGCCCGCCGAGGGCUGGGUGCCUCAGGCCGUCGCCAAGCGCGUCAGCCUCGCCACCGUCGAGAGCGACUGGCCCGCCGAGGGGCCCGAGACGCUCGGUCUCUUGAAGGGUGACCUCAUCGCCGUGUCCAAGGAGGCGGAGAGGGGCUGGGUGUUCGGCGAGCGGGUCAGCCCCAGGCAGGACCCGUGGCCGCUGGAGGGGUGGCUGCCGAAGAAGAUCCUGAAGUACGUGCUGAUGUGACUGACCCCCGAGGUCAGACGGGGAGCUCAAGUUUUGACAACGGGGCUAUGGCGCAACCUGGGCUCUCGUGAUGGAAGGCUUCCUUGCCGCACUGCGCUGGCACUGUGCUUACUGUUUGCGCGCCAACUUCGCCGGGUGGCAGCGCUCUACUGCAAGCACUGACGAUUGAUGGAAUCUCGUAACUCCUAGUACAAACCUAUCUCUGCCCGACUGGCCCAACUGCCUGCCGACGGUAUCCUGAUCAGCGCUGCGCUCCCUGCAUCUGCUCUUAGAGGGACCUUAUAUUUGAUAUAUCGCUGGCGCCCUGGUCUUUCGAUUCGGGAUUCGCGUCCCCGAGGCGCAUUUCUCUUGCUGCGCGGGCGGCGGGGAUUGGGCCCCCCGUACCGCUGAUUUGCGGGGAGGCCUGAGAUUGGUAGGAGGCAUAACUUUUUGACCAGGGU